Molecule: messenger RNA, 1497 nt
Organism: Bacidia gigantensis
Lineage: Eukaryota; Fungi; Ascomycota; Lecanoromycetes; Lecanorales; Ramalinaceae
Exons: 2
Coding region: 1-1497 (498 amino acids)
Molecular function (GO): FAD binding
Source: RefSeq, a predicted model, not a curated record
AUGACUGACUCAAGAUCCGCACAGUGCGCCGCACUUUCCAAAGUGCUUCCUAACGCCGUCAUUUUUCCUUCGGAUGCAUCAUACGCCACAUUCUCCGGCUCCUACUGGUCAAAGCAGGAGGAAUCCGUCAGCCCCAGUUGUGUUGUGCGACCGAACAGCGCCCAGGAUGUUUCGACCAUUAUCAAAACUUUGACACAAUGCAACGAUGCUAAUUCAGACCCAUGCUCGUUCGCGAUACGAGGGGGCGGUCAUACCCCAUGGGCCGGUAGCGCGAACAUUGAGGGUGGCGUGACUAUUGACAUGAAGGAGAUGAAUGAGAUCGAUGUCAACAAAGACCAGGCAAUUGUAUCCGUGGGCGCUGGAGCCAUAUGGGGGGAGGUGUACAAGAAAACGGACUCGCUUGGUCUUUCCGUUGUGGGUGGUCGGGGUGCGAGCAUUGGAGUUGGGGGACUUCUCACUGGAGGUGGUAUUUCAUACUUCUCCGCUCGUAAAGGGUUUGCAUGUGACAAUGUCGUCAACUAUGAAAUUGUCCUUGGGGAUGGUCGCAUUGUGGACGCAAGUGCUGAAUCGAAUCCAGAUUUAUGGCUUGCAUUGAAAGGGGGUUCGAACAAUUUCGGAGUUGUGACGAGGUUCGAUAUGCGCGCCUCUGAACAGGGCGAUUUCUGGGGUGGAUCGAUAAUCUAUGCCGACUCAGUGACGCCUCAGCUUCUCCAAUCUUUUGCGACCUUGAAUGAUGCUCAUUCUUUUGACGAAUAUGCAGCUCUCAUUUUCAGCUUCUCUUACACCUCAGCCUAUGGCUUCCUGACUGCCGCAAACAUUGAAUAUACUAAAGCCACACCCAAUCCGCCAGCCUUUCACGACUUUACCGCUGCUAAACCUCAGCUUAUGAACACCAUGAGAAUCUCCAAUCAGACAGACUUUACUACGGAAUUUGUCCAAAGCCAGCCUAGUGGCCGUAGGUGUGUAGCGUCUAGCCUUGUUCACAAGAACGGUAACCUGACUUUCGUCCGCAGACAGCUCUAUCUUACCUCCACGUUCGGUAACGACUUGUCGUUUCUGAACUUCGUCUACGAUCUAUUCAAGUCCAUGCCAUUUGCGCCACUCGGCACCAUCCCAAAUCUCGCCAUAUCAGUCACAAUUCAGCCAAUGCCACCGGCCAUAACAUCCAGAUCGGGUCCCCUGGGCGGUAAUUCACUUGGCCUCAAUCUUGCCGAUGGUAGCCUUGUGCUUUGUCUGCUUUCUGCAACCUGGGACAGUGCCGCUGAUGAUUAUCGCAUCAGGAAUGUUGUCAAUACUUUGCACGAUGGGCUUGUCGCAGAGGCACGAAAGCGUUCCUUGCUCAACGAUUGGAUCUAUCUCAAUUAUGCAGAUAAGUCACAAGAUCCUAUUGCAGGCUAUGGCUCAGAAGUGAAGAAAAGACUGAGGGAGACUAGUGCGAAAUACGACAGUGACCAGAUAUUCCAGAAGAUGGUUCCAGGUGGUUUCAAAUUAUCUUGA